Molecule: messenger RNA, 1886 nt
Organism: Linepithema humile (Argentine ant)
Lineage: Eukaryota; Metazoa; Arthropoda; Insecta; Hymenoptera; Formicidae
Gene: Atg13
Product: Autophagy-related 13
Biological process (GO): protein localization to phagophore assembly site; autophagosome assembly; mitophagy
Cellular component (GO): Atg1/ULK1 kinase complex; cytosol; phagophore assembly site
Source: RefSeq, a predicted model, not a curated record
UCUCCUUCGAUCGAUCUCUGUGAUGUGUCGCAAAAGUAGAAAGGACGAAAUCUUGUCGGUAUUUCCGCGUGUUUUGGACAGUUCUCGCAAGUAAGCCUUAUCAGGUUUUUUUAUCGAUCUGCCUGAUUGACCGUUUCCUUUUCUAACAAUUAUACGCGGUGCAGAUAUUCGGUUUUUCAAAAAGAGAGACAAGGGUCACCACCUGCCACGCACUCGUGUGCAACUCAACGAAACGUGGCGACGAUGUUGAGUCUGCCGAGGAAUUUUUCAAGGGAGUGUAUCACGUGUAAGAUCAAUUCUGCUUACAACCUUGAAUGCCUAAGUAAAAAGUUCAAAGUGCACCCAGUGUGGGUCGAGUGAGACGCAUAAGCGAUCGCAAGUACGGGUGUGACAGACGCGGUCUCGCGAGCCAACAAUGCGGUGCUGUUCCGUUAUGGUGCUACGUGUCCUUCGUUCCGGCGCGUUCAAGGAAUUCCUAUGAGACGACCGGUCAUUGUCAAGGUCAUAUACGAUGUCAACACAGCUAAGCAUGCAGGAUAAGAAGGACUUGGAGAAGUUUACGAAGUACCUGGCACUAAGAGCCGCCCAGAUUAUCGUACAGUCGAGAUCGGGCCAGAAAGUCAACACCACGUGCAGACCGGAUUCUUCGGCCGGCGAUUGGGUAAAAUUUAAUCUGGCAAUAAAAGAACUACCGGAUGUCUCAGCUGAUGCUAAGAAGGCACUUUGUGGAGAGAUAGUAAGUUCUACUGUACCUCUCUGCAUAGAAAUCUCUCUGAAAACAGUGGAAGGUGACAAGAUGAUUUUGGAAACUUGGAGCCUCGGCGUUUUGCCGGAACAGAGCGAUUCGACAGUGCGAAUAACGUAUACUGUAUAUAACAGAAUGGGGAUCUUGUUAAAAUCUUUGCUUUCCGUGUCAAGAGUCACACCUGCUUACAAACUGAGCAGGCGACAAGGACCCGACGCUUACACGAUGUGCUAUCGAAUAUAUAUGGGAGAGCCUCAGCUACAUAACUUAGGCGAUAAUUAUAAACAUGUAAGAGUAGGUCAAUUGUGUACUCCAGUAGGUACCAUACAAUUAUCAGUCUCUUACAGAACAAAAAUGACCAUAUCACCCACUCAUAAAGGACGUGAUUCUAUCAUGCUUAAGAGUGAUCAUUUUCAUUCGGAUUUAAGUCCACGUCAUGCACGGUAUCAACAAAGCGAGGAAACGUCGAAGUCUCUUAGCGAUACCAUCAAAGUUGGCGCAUUUGUAAUAAACAAGCCUGUCAUCGUUAACGAGGAGGAUCUGGUGAUACCAGAUGUACCAUUCAGUUCCCUAUUGACACCUAAACAAACGUCUCCUCCUCCGGUGUCACUAGUAGAUCCUAUAAAUACAAAGACUGCAGCUACCGCAACCGAUAGCAACAACGGAAAUAACGAAAGACUUAGUAAUGAUAAUACAACUUCAAAAUGCGCCUCUCAAAACGGAUCUAGAAGGAGUAGUUGUUCAAUGACUAGUGCCAACGAUGAUUUUAUUAUGGUAGAUUUGAAAACGCCUUUCGCAGUCACGAACACUAAUAGCGACGUGGGAGCGUUUUAUCGGGAAUGUCAGAGCGCUCCGCAAUUGCAAGCCUUCAUGGAAGAAAGAACGCUUGCGGAACAACUGGGAGAUCUUACGAAACAAUUGGAAACAUUCGAAACUAAUAUACAACACUACGAGGACAUUCUGACAUCAUUGUGUCAGACCGAGAAUAAUAAUUAAAGCUGAAUUUUGCUGGUCUCUGCUUUCAAACAGAGACUCGAUUAUAUUCACUGUUGCUAUCGUGUUAAACAUUAAAGUCUUUUUUUAUCGCCUUGUCGUUUAUAUAUAAGGACAUUAAUAAAUUAUUGUUUUUUGCAUCGAGUAA